Molecule: messenger RNA, 3546 nt
Organism: Sus scrofa (pig)
Lineage: Eukaryota; Metazoa; Chordata; Mammalia; Artiodactyla; Suidae
Source: RefSeq, a predicted model, not a curated record
CUCUCCGCCUCCUAGAGCCCGAAGCAGCCCGCAGAGCGGCGGAGGCAGCGCGUUGGUCGCGGCUCUCUUUGGCUGCUGGUUGCUCCUGGGCGGAGCCCGCCCCGCGGUGGCUGGCCGGGUCAACCCGGUCGGCCCGCAAGGUGCCCUGUGUCCCAGGCCCAUCAAAGGAGAGGUGCAACAAGAAUACUUUGCCUGAUAGGAACCUAGGGUGCUGCGUUGGAGGUGUGCAACGGAGGCUGGUUGUGGGUCAGAAGGAAAAGAGGACCCAGCUCUUCCUCCAUUCAGCUCUGGUUCUCCAUCAGCCCCAGAGGGGCUGCCACUGCCCAGUCACCACCUGACCCUGGAAGGGGGAUCGGCGUGGGAGACAUCCCCAAAGCUUCUGGAAACAAGGCAAGCCUAUUCAUUCUAGAUUCAAGAAAUGAUGACAGGACAGCUCCUGGUGAAGUCCACUCUAUUUUUGAAAUCUUACAGGAAGUUUGUGAGGGUACCCUUGAAGUUAUCUCUCCCAUUUUAUAGACAAGGCAGGCAUACAGCCAGGGAUUGGCAGAGCAGAGAGUUCCCAUUGUGGCCCAGCCGGUUAAGAACCCAACUAGUAUCCAUGAGGAUGGGGGUUCGAUCCCUGGCCUUGCUCAGUGGGUUAAGGAUCUGGCGUUGCUGCAAGUUGCUGUAUAGGCCACAGAUAUGGCUCGAAUCCCGUGUUGCUGUGGUGUGGCAUAGGCUUGCAUCUCCGAUUCAACCCCUAGCCUGGGAACUUCCAUGUGCCACAGGUUUACCCCCCCACCCCAAAAAAAAUAGAGGAGUUGGCAGAGGAGAGUCUCAAAGGCAGGGCUAACUGCUCUGUCUGGGUUCUGGUUCCUGAGGGCUGUCUCCUGGGCUGGCAAAGGAACUAGACUUGAAGAGUCCAUGAAAGAGGCCAUUUGGUGUGAAGCUGGGAGUAGGGGGCAGUUGUCUCUCCAGCCUCCAUGCCGCCCUUUUCAUUUCUAGGUGUGCCAUGCCCUUCCCUAGCCCCAUCCUCCCUCAUGCCUAGGCAUUUCCUCAAGGAUAUUCUCCAUGAGUUCUCCUCCCACUUGAUAUCAGCUGGGGUAGAGCAUUAAAUAUUGCUAUCAAUGGUAAAACAGGUUCUGAUUUUAGCAUUAGUAUGUACAAUGUGAUGAAAAGAACCAUUUUUCCAAACAGGCUGUCAGUGAGACAUCACUUUACCCUUUGACAUCUUUCACCUUUGAGGACCCUCACCACUCUGUCCACCAGUUCAUUUGUCACCUCUCAGCCCUGGUUUCCUCCUUAGCAAACUGAGUGUGGCCUGGUGGUUAGGAUCCCUGCUCUGGGCUCAAGUCCCAAUUCCCCUACCUGCUACUCUACACUUUGGGCAAGAGAAUUUACCUCUCUGAGCUUCAGUUUCCUUAUCUCUAAGAGACCUAUAAUCAUAUCUGCUCUCUAGCAUUCCUUUAUGGAUUCAAGAGUCAUUACAUGUGACAGGCCAAGCACAGAGCCUGGCUGUCAGAAGCACCUGGUGGAUGGAAGUGGUUUUAGCUGGCACGAGGAUGAUGGUGGUCAGUGAUGCUGGGAGGACAUCUCAGAUGCUCCUCACACUGUGGAGUAUCUGAGCCCUUGCCCUGGAAUGGUUGAGUGUGAACCCUCAGACCCUUGCCCAGAGCGGGGGAAAGGACAAGGGCUGAGUUUUUCCUCUGCUGGGAGCUCCGGGGUGGGAUUUGAGGAAGAGAUCCAGGUGGCCUUCUGGGGACUCAGUCCUACCCUCUUCUCCUUUUCCUCUCCUCCUCCAGACUGUGGUACAGUCCUCAAUGAGCCGGUCCCAGGUAGCCCUGCUGGGCCUGGGCCUGCUGCUUAUGCUGCUACUGUAUGUGGGGCUUCCAGGACCAUCUGAGCAGACCUCCUGGCUCUGGGGAGAUCCCAAUAUCACGAUCCUGGCUGGUCUCACCCCUGGCGACUCCCCCCUUUUUUACCGCGAGGUGCUCCCCCUCCACCAGGCCCGCAGGGUGGAUGUGGUGCUGCUCCAUGGAAAGGCCUUUAACUCCCACACGUGGGAGCAGCUGGGCACGCUGCAACUGCUGGCGCAGAGGGGCUACCGGGCCGUGGCCCUUGACCUCCCAGGUUUUGGGAAUUCGGCACCUUCAAAGGAGGCAAGCACAGAGGCGGGGCGGGCAGAGCUGCUGGAGCGAGUGUUACGGAACCUGGAGGUGCAGAAUGCCGUGCUGGUGAGCCCUUCCCUGAGUGGCCGCUAUGCUCUGCCCUUCCUGAUGCGAGGCCACCACCAGCUGCAUGGAUUCGUGCCCAUUGCACCUGCUUCCACCCAGAAUUACACCCAGGAACAGUUCUGGGCUGUGAAGACCCCGACUCUCAUCUUGUAUGGGGAGCUGGACCGCAUCCUGGCUCAGGAGUCACUGCAGCAGCUCCGCCACCUGCCUAACCACUCUGUGGUGAAGCUGCGCGACGCAGGCCAUGCCUGCUACCUCCACAAGCCACAAGACUUCCACCUCGUCCUCCUUGCCUUUCUUGACCAUCUGCCUUGAGCUUACCCACUGCCCAGGCCCAGGCUUGGCCUAAGCUUGGAGGGUCUGAACCAGUCCUCACCAGGGAAGCAGUCCCUAGAAUUGGAGGGCAGCAACCAGAGGACCAGGCCCAGUUAGGACCUCUCAUUUCAUCUCAGAGGCACAAUAAAAAAGAAAACAAAAAUUUUUGUUAUGCCUUGGGAAUGAUAGGUCCUAUUUCCUGAUGUUGCUGCAGGUGGGGUGGGAGCUAAGGGCAGGUCUGGGACUGCUUUGGGGCUGAGAGCUGGAGGGAGUGCUUUUCAGUAGCUUGGGAAGGCUAAGGACAUGGGCUGCUCAUAGACGGCCAGCGUUACCACUCUGUAACUGAGUUUCCUCAUCUGUAAAAUGGGCAUGAUGGUAACACCUAGCUCAGGAAAGUGGUUUUAGGAUUGAAUGAAAUGUCUGGGUAAGCAGAGCACUUGAUCACACAGGAGUGGUGACUGACCACUGGGACUGGUGGGAAAUCCAGGGUUUGGCAGCUGAGCUGAGUGAGCCAGGAAUGCAGAACCUAUGGCCAGUGAGCAUGAUGUGUAAAGGUGGGGACAGGGAAUGUGGUUUAAAAAGUAGCAUAGUGUGGGGGUGGGGGGGUGUUUCUUUCUGUACCCCUCCUGAAUUCUUUCAGCUAGACUAGCAAUAAAAUUAACACAAAACAGGAGUUCCUGCCAUGGUACAAGGGGAUCAGUGGCACCUCUGCAGCACCAGAAGGCGGGUUCAAUCCCCAGCCCGGCACAAUGGGUUAAGGGAUCAAGCAGUGCUACACCUGUGGUAUAGGUCACAACUGUGGCUUGGAUCUGAUCCCUGGCCCCUGGCCCAGGAACUCCAUAUGGUGGCCAAAAAAGAAGAAAAAAUUACACAAAACAGAUUAACAGGAGGAAGAGAAGCAAAUUUUAACUUAGUGCAAGGUCUUAUAGAGAUGAGACCUACGAAGUGGACAGAGCAGCCAGCUUUUAUACUUGUUAGACAAAGAAACAAUAAAUUUGUGAGGGCUUGACAGAACAAA